This is a messenger RNA of Poeciliopsis prolifica (blackstripe livebearer), 1558 nucleotides long. RefSeq lists its product as uncharacterized. The coding region runs from base 229 to 1035 and encodes 268 amino acids. The record is from RefSeq and is a predicted model, not a curated record. The transcript has 8 exons. NCBI's taxonomy places the organism in Eukaryota, Metazoa, Chordata, Actinopteri, Cyprinodontiformes, Poeciliidae. Gene Ontology annotation, cellular component: nucleus.
AUCUAGAACCUUCCGCUCGUGACAUAAGGUGAGCGUCUAACUCUUUUAUAUCUAUGGCGGCGAGAACGUGAAAAUGACGCACGCACUACGUUCAAUUUUAAGGACGACAGUAGAAUGGAAAGAGGGGGACGGGGAAUCAACAAACUCCGGGUCGGCCUGUGAACGUUGAGUUAACUUACUCCGAGUGCAGAAACCCAGGCUCUUCGGGUGUCAGAACCGCUGGUUUCCAUGAGUUCAGUGGACUCGGAGUUGGUUCGCCCGGAAGCGAGCGCGCGCACCAGCGCCAUUCAAAGCCUCCGCGCGGACGCUUUCGGCGAACACACCGACUGCAGCAGCUCCAAAAAGAGGUCGAGUUAUUUCACGCCGCGAGAGCAGAGGGUCCUCCUGCAGGCGUAUGAAGAGCAUGCACACAUAUUUAGCAAAAAGAGCAACAAGGCAGCAGAAGCUAAAGCGAGGCAGGCUGCAUGGAAGAGCAUUGCUGCCCGAGUCAAUGCGUGUAACUCAGGGGAAAGACGGACUUGGAUGCAACUGAAAAUGAAGUAUAAAAAUAUGAUUCAGAAAGCUAACAGAAAACGGGCUGCGGCCCAGAAUAUCGACAGUGAGCUACUAAUCCCACCCCUGACGGAGGCGGAGGGGCUGGCCAUCAGCCAGAGCCCCCCCAGACCCAAUUCCGAAGGCAUCUCUGCAGACAGCUCACCUGAACCGGGGGCCAACCAAGACUCGGUUACAGAUGGUGUUUACGUUGUUGAGCCUUCAGCCACUGCAACAGGGGAAGAGCCUGCAGUCGAGGAUGUUCUGUCUGCUGCCACCAAGAAGGAAGCUGAGAUUCAUACUGAAAGAAAGGCUGGCCACAACCAGGACGGGGUUCGUCCGACCUCCACGGCACGGCUCGACACAUUACCAGUAGCAGAGUUAUAUAGGCAUCAUCUCCUUAAGACUAUUGAGAAAACGGAUAAAGAAAUCACGUAUUUGGACCGCCAGAUCAAGAAAGCGGACCUGGAAAUUCUCAUACUGGAGCGCCAGUUGAGGGAAUAAAGAAGACUGAAUUAUUUAUUUUUUUGGUGGAGAGACUCGUUAGGAGACUAACUGCGAAAGAUCUGGGAUGUCUUCAAGGAGUUGCAGAGAAGUCAUGCUACAGUAGUGUCACAUGAUGCAUUAGUGGCCAGAUUGACCUUAGAGUGGAACUGGAACAAGAAUCUAGGAGCUGGACAUCUGAACCUAAAGUCCUAGCUCAUGGCUGGGGGUAGUGGACUGCCCUCUGCCCCACCUGUAGCUGGUAUUUAUGAAAUCAUUUUAUGAAUACAUUUGAGCACAGAGAGGUGGGAAUAACAUGCAGAGCUUUAGGUUUAAUAGUACAUCCAAAUGUGGAGCUCACAUUAUACAUGUGAAUUGUUUAGUGUGAUUUGUACUAUUAGUUAAAACCAUAUUACAUACUCAAUAGUGGCAUUACUAGGCACUAUAAUGCAGAAAAACAAGAGUGCUUUUUAUACAAGGGCUUUUAUUGGUCAAUUUAGCCAAGUUCUGAGAGGUUAAAAUAAAUUAAGUUUUGCAAAAAGCC